Molecule: messenger RNA, 2847 nt
Organism: Xenopus laevis (African clawed frog)
Lineage: Eukaryota; Metazoa; Chordata; Amphibia; Anura; Pipidae
Gene: mmp11.S
Product: matrix metallopeptidase 11 S homeolog
Exons: 8
Coding region: 884-2320 (478 amino acids)
Biological process (GO): proteolysis; collagen catabolic process; extracellular matrix organization
Cellular component (GO): extracellular matrix
Molecular function (GO): metalloendopeptidase activity; zinc ion binding; metallopeptidase activity
Source: RefSeq, a predicted model, not a curated record
UGAUGGAUCCCAAAGAUGUUUUUUAUCUUCUUUCUUAUUCUUCCAAAGGAAUGUACGGCUUCAGCAGUGGCAUAACUAGAAAUGACUGGGCCCACAGCAAAUUGUUUUUCAGGCCACCAAAAUGUCUAGAAUUUGACCUCUUUUACCAAUAUUUAUUGAAACUGUAUAUGAAUUAGGGCCUGGUGGAGCCCCUAUACUUUCUGUGCCACAUUGCAGCUUCAGGGUUUGCUUCCUCUGUAGUUAUGCCACUGGUCUUCAGUUAAUGAACCCUUCAAGCUUGCUGUAUAUUUAUGGGUGUACCUGGUUAAUGUUUAAAUCAGAGGUCUGCUAAAAAGCAAGCCGCAUUAAUUUAAAAAGUAAGCUUUUCACCAGUCUGCUGGGCACUGCUGCUUGCAUAUAUGUGUGAAUGCUUUUGAGGUAGUAACACCUGGACGGUACACACCACCAACAAAGAUACCAUUCCAGAUGAUAGAGUUUUGUACUUUUUACUGCCACUGUUCUUUUUGUAAAGGAAGGAGACCAUGCUCUUCCCCCCCUCCCAAUUGUACCCCUCUCCUCAGUCAACCUCUUUCUCCUUCCCAAACUACCAGCACGUGAUGCUGCUGCUCCUGCUGCUGAGAUGUGUGUGUCACUUCAGGCCAUAAAAGUGAAGCGAGGGAGAGAGAGAACAAAAGGCAGAGAGGAGUAUAAAUCCACAGCUGGAAUCUCACACACACUAACAAGCACCGGACAGCUCCUCCGCUCACUCUCACACACUCACACACUCAGCAGCAAGCAGGGAAUGAGCCGGAGCUAUAGACAAAGACACUUACACACACUAACAGGGAAAAUACUUGUGUAAAGGAGUCAACAAUAACUCACACUCAGCCUGCAGCUUGUAAGGAUGCAUCUCCUCACCCUUCUACCUGCACUGUGUGUGCUUGGGACUCACUCAGCCCCUCUAUCACACAGGGACCUCCAGCACACAAGUCAGGAAAGCUCCCAGAAAGAUCAUGGCAGGUUGCAACCCCUAUCAUUUUUACAUUAUCCUCAUACAAAGGGGCUGCUCAAUGCUCCCGGUUCAUGGAACCCCCCACGUUGUGGAGUACCAGAUAUCCCUGCCCCAAUAGAUUCAUCCAGUGGUCAUAAUCGUCAGAAACGUUUUGUUCUGUCAGGAGGACGCUGGGACAAGACAAACCUGACGUACAAAAUCAUCCGUUUCCCAUGGCAGCUAAGUAAAGUGAAAGUGAGGCGCACUAUUGCAGAAGCCCUAAAGGUAUGGAGUGAGGUCACCCCUUUGACUUUCACUGAGGUGCAUGAAGGACGCUCUGAUAUCAUAAUUGACUUCACACGGUACUGGCAUGGAGAUAACCUUCCAUUUGAUGGUCCAGGGGGUAUCUUGGCACAUGCUUUCUUCCCAAAAACCCAUCGGGAGGGGGAUGUACAUUUUGAUUACGAUGAAGCUUGGACCAUUGGAAACAAUAUAGGUAGAGACCUACUUCAAGUAGCUGCUCAUGAGUUUGGUCAUAUGCUUGGCCUGCAGCAUUCUUCUGUCUCCAAAUCGCUCAUGUCACCAUUCUACACAUUCCGUUACCCACUAAGCCUUAGUGCAGAUGACAAGCAUGGCAUACAGUUUUUGUAUGGGGCUCCACGUCCUCCGACCCCUUCCCCAACCACUAGGGUGAAGGUCAACCAGGUGGAAAAUGAGAGUAAUGAGAUUCCUGCUGCAGAGCCUGAUGCAUGUAACACUAAUUUCGAUGCAGUGUCUACAAUUCGUGGAGAGUUAUUCUUCUUCAAGUCUGGUUAUGUGUGGCGCCUUCGUGGUGGGAAACUGCAGAAUGGCUACCCAGCCCUGGCAUCACGCCACUGGCGAGGGAUCCCUGACACAGUUGAUGCAGCGUUUGAAGAUUCUGUGGGAAACAUCUGGUUCUUCUAUGGCUCACAGUUUUGGGUUUUUGACGGGAAGCUGCAGGCCUCGGGGCCCUUUCCAAUUACUGACAUCGGCAUAUCAGUACCACAGAUUCAGGCUGCUUUUGUGUGGGGUACAGAGAAGAAUAAGAAAACCUACCUGUUUAGGGGUGGAGAGUACUGGCGAUUUAACACAGAAACUAGAAGAGUAGAAAGCUGGCAUUCACGUAGCAUUGGAGACUGGAGAGGGGUACCAAAAGGCAUUGAUGCUGCCUUUCAGGAUGAACAAGGUUAUGCGUAUUUUGUAAAAGGACGACAGUACUGGAAGUUUGAUCCAUUGAAAGUUCGUGUCAUGGAGGGGUAUCCUCACCUAAUCAGUAAGGAUUUUUUCAACUGCCAAGAAAGCUCUUUAUCUGUUAAUUCCUUAACAUGAGCUGGCUCAUGUUUCUUACCUAGGAUUGCUACUCUGUAAUACAGACCCUGGCAGGACCACAGGGCCCCAAUCUGACUCACUGAUUUACAAUUCAGCAUCUGAAUCUUACAUACAGCAUUUGGAAUGUGAACCCUCAAAUAUCCAGCUACGUUGAAUGGGAAAUACAAACAGAUUUUUAACAUGUUGGAGAAGAGCAUAUUUGUAUUGAAUUUCUCCAGGAAUUUUACCUAGGAUGGAAAUCAGCCUACUCAAACACUUUCCAGAAUUAAAAGACUGUGCAGUGUGUCCCGGGUAGAGUCCUGCAGUGGGUCGGGUACCCGCAAGUUACUCGCAAAAACCUGCGGGUUGCGGAUAGAAAUUCUGGGUGCGGGUAUAGACGCGGGUUGGCGGUUCUGCUGGUUUGCAUGUCGGGCUGCGGGUCUUCUCAAUAUCGAUAUUUACUCCUUUUUUCUGGCCACGUCUACUUCCGAUGAUGUCACUUCCGGUUUACGAUGACAGAACUUCCUGUUUUACUCCUUUUUUUCUGA